Bemisia tabaci is the source of this 2536-nucleotide messenger RNA. NCBI's taxonomy places the organism in Eukaryota, Metazoa, Arthropoda, Insecta, Hemiptera, Aleyrodidae. The record is from RefSeq and is a predicted model, not a curated record.
UUGAACAUCUUAAAGGCCAGUCUCCUGUUUCCUCUAAUAAAACAUGAUCCAUUGUCAGGUUCCUUAGUGUCUGACCUAACGAAAAGAUUGCCAUCGUUGCUGCACUGACGACGCAUCUGAAGCUGAUGUAAUUUUAGAGAGAAAACCACAGGUGACGUUCACUUAACUUGUUAUGUUAUAUGUAGAAGAAAAGCUAUUCAUAGGGAAGAACUUCUCAUAUCUAGAGACUCCUCAUUCAAAUCUCACCGACACAUAGAAGCUUUCACUUUUGGGGGCUCAUCAUUUCCGCAUACACACUCAAAGGGUAACAUUAGCCAUUUACCUUUUCAUUUUCUACUAAGCUGUGGGCGGUGCCAUGCGAGGAACAAGUUUACCAAACAUUGCAAAUCAGGCACCCAUUUUUGGACUGUAUAAACAUCAUUCCACGUGAAAUCACCCAGCAUGCACUUCAGGAACUUGAAGAGGGAGAAAGUGUCUUUGCCUGCAAUGAAGUCAUCCGUAAGCACCCCUGCAUUCAGUGGGCAGGCGUGAAACUUUCUGUUGAGUCAGCCACUUUCAACGAGGACAAAAUUAGCAUUCUUACAGGAGUCUACAAUUAUUACAUGUACGAGAGAAUCAGAGGCCCGCUGUACCAGCUGAUGUCAGGGCUAAAUCAAGAAACGAACCUCCUGGACCAUAUCCAAAAAGCACCGGAUGCUUUUUACCCGCUCUUUUGCAGGUCCAAGGAGCCGCAAAAAUUAGAUGCCCAAAAAUUUUACAAUUUAUUUAGUACUUAUGCUUCUACACCUCAAGAAGAGAGAGUGUUGGCAAAUUGGCAAUGUUUUCUACAAGAAGUUGAAGAUAAUAAAUCACCUGUAAACUUUGCAGACAUUCUCAUUUUUGCCACUGCUGACGAAAAAAUACCCAGUCUUGGUUAUUUGUCAGAUAGACCAAAACCACGUAUAAGCUUCAUUGAAGGUGUAAACCCAACAGCGUCAGCAUGCUUCAAUCACUUACGUCUCCCACUGGAUAAUUUUACUUAUGAGUCCUUCAAAGAAAACCUCCAGGUAGCUUUUUUGAAGUGUUCCCGGUUUGACCGUUCAUGAAGAGAGAGAACCUUUGUGAUGCCUUUUUUAAGAAUACAGCUGUGCUAACACUUUGUGCCUUUUUCCUCGGUCCCUAGACUUUUCGAGCUUUUAUUGUAUUUUGUUGACUUUUCAAUAGCCUAUUUUUUAUAACCUUCUUUGUCAUUUUGCAUGGCAAUAUAUCUCUUAUGGGCAUUCCACUAGUAUCUACCUUAUGAUAGGUUGUAUGUUUUCCUCUUAAGUCAUUACUUAAUGAGUUGACUACUCAGUACUCAUUUUAUGUUACCUUUUUUUACUCCUACGUUUUAAGUAACCUUUUUUGUGUCACUUUGUAUUACAGUUCUAUGUGUUCCUCUUGAGUCAUUUCUUAAUAAGUUGACUACUCAGGGUCUUAUGUUACCUUUUUUUAUUCCUUGUAACUCUAAGGUAACCUUUCUUACGUCAUUUUGUAUUGAUUCGGCACAGGCGUUCUCUUGUGGGAUAAACUGGCCGUUAUUUUUCUUUCUGUGAUUUGAAAACUCGCCCACCAAGGGAUGGUAUUUGCCAGUAUUCUGUAUAAAUUUAUUUCUAUGUUUGUCUUGGUUUUUUUGGAUGGAACUAGUCUAAUGCUGGGCAUUUUUUUCUUUUUUACUACCUUUUAAAAGGUCUGUAAAAAAACAUGUCCAACAGCUAAGCUGAUAGCAGCUUAAUAGCAGCUGGCUAGGUCUUAAAACCGGGAUUUAACGUCGAGUUGGACGGGCAACUAGGAUAUUUUCCAUCUGGCCGGAUUAGUCCGUGUAUUUAUUUUCCUUUUUACUGUACUAUAUUUUUUAAAUUUAUUUUAUCGUAUUACUUUGUUUUAUUUCCUUGCUGACUCUAUUUUUCCUUCACUCUAUUUUUUUUCAAGGACUUCAUUUUUUUUCUUUCAUUAUUUACUUCUUAUUCCUUUACUUUGUUUUACGUUUCAUUGUAAUUAAUUUUAAUACUUGAUCAUUAUUUUUUGGACUUCAGUUAAAUCUUUGAAUUCCUUCUAUUCUUUAACCUCAUUUACUUUUUUCCCUUAUAAUUUAUUUUAUUCUUCAAAUAAUUUUUUUACUUCAUCUCCCUGCUCCCUCUAGUGUUUUACUUCAGUUGAGUCCUUGACUUCAUUUCAUCGUUUACUUGAUUUACUUCAAUUUAAUUCUCUUCUCUUGUCUCUGUUAUUCUAGUAUUUCCACCAUUGUAUUGUUUCAUUUAUUUUUUUCCCUUUAAAUUUUUCAUCGACAUUCUGAGAUGCAUUCUGCAUUUGAUUGCAUUUUGAUGUCUUCCUCAAAGAAACUAAGCAGGUGGGAUUGCUUUCAUCUCACAGCUGCACAGGUACUAAGCGGAAGUUCUACAGGAGAGCAACAAGCACUCAAGAUGAAGAAUUUCUUCUUCAGUUGAAUUUAAAGGUUUCAUUAGAAAUUUGAAAAAAAAAAUAAAAAUAAAAAAAUUAACAACCCGAUGUGAAUGAA